AAUGCAUGCUUGUUGCCGCCCCUCGAGUUAGGCCAUUACAUUGCUCUUUGCCAGACCCUUAAUCAGGGUCUGGAUUUUCCAGGCUACCAGGAAGGCAGACACCGCAAAAAAAAGAUCAUAUUUGGCCAAGAGGAAGCUGAGAAGGGGCAAAACCAGCGCGUCGAGUCCUGAACCUGUUUCGGUUGUUUGGUUUUCACUGACAAAGUGGAGCUAUUGCAUGUUUCAGCACUAACACUGAAGACACAGUGCUCAUCACACUGUAUCAGCGUGCAAACAAUGCAGAGCCUCACUUACCUCUUCGCAAUUGUGUCAACUGUCAACUCAGGUUCACAUUCUUUGUGGACAUUACAAACAUUUAUAAUAGGAGAGACACCAUUCCCACAAUACAGUUUUGUGGUGAAGGUCGAUGACGUUGAAAUUGGAUACCACGUUAUGACACACAACACGUCAACAAAUGUUUACAAAAUACCUGGAGCUUAUGAUGAAGAUUCACGAUACGGAAACAUAUAUCGUAGAAUCAUGCAAGACGAAUACAAGACUGUGAAAGAGAAAGCGCUAGCUUUAAACCGCCAUUUUAAUCAUUCAGAUGGAGUUCAUGUUCACCAAAGACAAGCAGGAUGUCAGGUGAUGGACAACGGGCAGGCGCUAACAUUUUCACAUGAUGCCUUUGAUGGGGAAAAGGGAGAAGAGUAUUCCUAUAAUGCCAAGACAAACACAGUGCAACCUAACCGGUACUGGCCAGCACUGUCACAGAAAAUGAAGCAUGAUGAAAUCUUCACCUUGUUCCAUGCAAGUGUUUCUCAUCAAAUGUGUGUAGCCACAUUGAAAUACUUCCUAUCAACACUGAAGAACAUUGUGAUGAGGAAAGUGAAGCCCAGAGUCAGGAUCCUCCAGAAGACACUCCCAGACUCUGGAGGGGUCAAAGUGACCUGCCUGGCCACUGGUUUCUACCCCCGUCACAUAAACCUGACCCUGCUCAGAGACGGCCAGCCUGUGUCUGACCACCAGACCACUGGGGGGGAGCUGCUACCUAAUGGAGAUGAGACGUACCAGAUGAGGAAGAGCCUAGAGGUCAGUGCAGAGGAACUACAGCAUAACCACUACACCUGCACAGCUGAACACCUCAGCCUGGACAACAAGCUGGACUUUGGAUUGGAAUAUGAGCCAGGACUUGAUGUAGUUGCCAUAGUGUCCUCUGUACUGGUCUUUCUGCUGCUGAGUGGGAUCGGAGCCGCUGCUGGUUUCAUUAUAUGGAAAAGGAGGCACACAGUAGGUUCCCAGACAUCCAGUGUAGCCUCCUAUACAGCUACUCCAAACACAGAGGCAGAAGAGACGCCCAAUGAAAACUCCUAAAGUUGCUGAAGUUUUCCCAGGUGCAGAGGUAGAACAGACCCCCACUGAAAACUCCUAAAGUUGUUUUUUAAUGUUUUCCCAGGGUGCUUGAUAUCCACUGAAAACUCCUAAAGUUGUUGAUGUUUUCCCAGGUGUGAGGGGAAAAUGAGAAAGAGGGACCUUAACCUUUGAUUUGAUACUUGUGUUUCUGUAUGAUUUCACACUUUUGAAUGGACUCUCCCAGGGGCGGAGUGGGGCACUAAAAUCCACCGGGAAAAUUCUGACGGCACCGGUCCCCCACCACCACCUCAGUGACCUCAUAGUUGGCUACAGGCCUGCUUAUCUGUGUUAAUGCACGGAUCUCAUUGUCAGUUUAAUUUAAAAACUAUAAAAUGUAAUUUUGAGGAAAUUACCAGUACAUGAAAAUGCAAAACAUAUACUGUAUAUAGUUUAGGUCAGGGGUGGCCAACCAGUCCAGCAUGAAGAGCCAACAAAUUUUUCAACACAACUCAAAAGAGCCGCACAACAAAAAAAGAUGCCCACACCGCAACAGCAACUUAGCCCUACACUUUAAAUCUUCUUCUUUUUCAUUUGAAAUGAAACACUUGGCAGAUGCUUCAAAUUAUCGUUUUCAGGAAUGAGUAGCAAGCAACAAAGAUAUUUGACACACAUCACAAAUUCCCCAUCACUGACUGACUUAUUAGCAUGAGAAAUGCUCUGAUGUAACAACUGAUAAGAUGCCAAUGUGACCGUCAAAUGUUCCGUCGAGUGUCUGCUUCUCUGACUGACGUCUAUCAUACCUUUACCUUGUACUUGCAAGGGUCAGUGCCUUUGGGAAAUGUUCAGGUUUGAAGCUUUUAUGCAUCAGUUAAGUCUGGCAUACCAAGUACCAAACUAACGUGUUUAACAGGUUUUUUACGGUUUUAUUUUGGUUAACCAGAAGGGUUAUGCUAGCCUACAAAAAAGAUUAAUCCGCCUUUUGAAUGUCCGUGUUCCUCUUUCUAUUUACUUUUAGCAUCAGGGUUUUCCUGAUUGCAACAGUAGCAUUACACCUGGCUAAAGAACCAGAACAAACGUUUCUGCUUCUUUAUGGGCUAGACUUCUAUCCAUAACAUGACAAUAAAAUUAUUUUAAUUUAAACAUUGCAGCCUAACUAUUGCCAGUACUAUCAACUUAUGAAAAGCAUUUUCAUUUACCAGAAAUAUAGGCUAUUUAAAAAAAAAAAAAACUAUAAAUCCAAGGAGAAAUGAGAACAUCAGUUGAGCAGCCGCGAGCCACACGAGAGGAGGCAAAGAGCCGCAUGUGGCUCGCGAGCCGCAGGUUGGCCACCCCUGGUUUAGGUGGUUCAAUUACUUGUCUCUCAAUGCUAAAGGGCAAUCAGUCAUAUACUUGGUUCACCGAUAUACAAUAUACAGUAUAAGACUAUGUAUUGUGCACGGUAUAGAGGAGUGACAUGUUUCAACUCUUUGUGUGUGCGUGUGCUGCUUUGUGACUUCUGUCUUCUUGGUGUUGAUACGUUUAAUUAAACUUGAGUGUCAUGUG
This is a messenger RNA of Alosa sapidissima (American shad), 2874 nucleotides long. RefSeq names its product major histocompatibility complex class I-related gene protein-like. NCBI's taxonomy places the organism in Eukaryota, Metazoa, Chordata, Actinopteri, Clupeiformes, Clupeidae. The record is from RefSeq and is a predicted model, not a curated record. Gene Ontology annotation, biological process: immune response. The transcript is spliced from 7 exons. Bases 277 to 1353 code for a protein of 358 amino acids. Gene Ontology annotation, cellular component: external side of plasma membrane.